Hipposideros armiger (great roundleaf bat) is the source of this 2992-nucleotide messenger RNA. RefSeq names its product multimerin 1 (gene MMRN1). The annotation marks the transcript as partial. The record is from RefSeq and is a predicted model, not a curated record. The transcript is spliced from 3 exons. Gene Ontology annotation, biological process: negative regulation of vascular endothelial growth factor receptor signaling pathway; negative regulation of cell migration involved in sprouting angiogenesis. Gene Ontology annotation, molecular function: calcium ion binding; protein binding. Lineage: Eukaryota; Metazoa; Chordata; Mammalia; Chiroptera; Hipposideridae.
CUAGGUCUAAAAUCCAAAAGCAUUAAUGAUCUGAUAAAGGACAUAGUAAGACAACAGUUUAAAGUUUUCCAAAAUGAAAUGCAAGAGACUGUAGCACAGCUCUUCAAGACUGUUUCAGGACUUUCAGAAGACCUUGAAAACACCAAACACAUAAUUCAGCGAGUUAAUGAAUCUGUGGUUUCAAUAGCAGUCCAGCAAAAGUCUGUUUUGAUGCAAGAAAAUAGGCCCACUUUGACUGAUAUACUAGAUCUAAAAAAUCACAUUGCGAAUUUAAGGCAAGAAAUGACUUUUACGUGCGAGAAGCCUAUUAAAGAACUAGAAGCAAAGCAGACACAUUUAGAAGGUGUGCUAGAGCGGGAACACUCAAGAAACAUCCUGUAUUAUGAUUCCCUCAAUAAGACUCUUUCUAAAAUGAAGAAAGUGCAUGAACAGCUUCUAUCAAGUGAGCAAAUAUCAGGUCAAAAGGGAGUUUCAGCUGCUGAAUCAGUUAGCAACAAUGUCACUGAGUACCACCUUUCUACUCUAAAUGAGACGAUAAAGAAACAGGGUUUGAUGCUGCUGCAAAUAUUUGAUGAUUUGCACAUCCAAGACAGCAAAAUGAACAAUCUCACCAUCGCGUUGGAAAUGGAGAAAGAUGCUUUCAGGGGUGAAUGUGAAGACAUGCUAUCCAAGUCCAGAAAUUAUUUUAAGUUUCAAAUUAAGGACACAGAAGAGAAUUUACAAGUUUUAAACCAAACAUUGGCUGAGGUUCUCUUUCCCAUGGACAAUAAAAUGGAUAAAAUGAAUGAGCAACUCAAUGAUUUGAUUUAUGAUAUGGAGAUCCUUCAACCCCUGCUUGAGCAGGGAGCAUCACUUAGAGAGACGAUGACAUAUGAACAACCAAAAGAAGCGGUAGUUACAAGGAAAAAAGUGGAAAAUCUAAAUAGUAGUGUCAACCGUCUAAAUGUUCUUAUCAAAGAACUUACAAAAAGACACAACUUACUUAGAAGUGAAGCACAGAGUCGAAGUGAUGCCUUAGACAGACGAAUCAAUGAGUAUGCCUUAGAAAUGGAAGAUGGCCUAAAUAAGACAAUGACUAUUAUAAAUAAUGCCAUUGAUUUCAUUCAAGAUAACUACAUGUUAAAAGAGACAUUAAGUACAAUAAAGUGUAAUCCCGAGGUUCAUCAUAAAUGCACCAAAGAUAUGGAAACUAUUUUGACAUUCAUUCCUCAAUUCCAACGUUUGAAUGAUUCUAUUCAAAUUUUGGUCAAUGACAAUCAGAGAUAUAACUUUGUUUUGCAAGUUGCCAAGGCCCUUGCAGAUAUUCCUAAAGAUGAAAAACUAAGUCAGUUCAGCUUUCAAAAGAUUUAUCAAAUGGUCAAUGAAACCGCUUCCCGAGUGAUAAAAUCCCAGGAAAAUAUGAGUCAUUUGGAGGAAAAAAUGCUCUCAGCCACAAUGAGUUCCAAAAAUUUUGAAACUCGGUUGCAAGACAUUGAGUCUAAAGUAACCAAGACACUCAUCCCUUAUUAUGUUUCAAUAAAAGAAGGCAACAUGUCUGCAAAUGAGAGAGACCACGCUCUUCAACUGCAGGUGUUAAAUUCUAGAUUUAAGGCACUGGAAGCAAAAUCCAUCCAUCUUUCAAUUAACUUCUCUUUACUUAACAAAACUCUCUAUGAAGCUUUAACGAUGUGUCAUAAUGCUUCUACAAGUAUAUCAAAACUGAAUGCUAUCAUACCUAAGUGGAUAAAUGGUUCCCUACCAGAUAUUCAGCUUCAGAAAGGUCUGCCAGAAUUUGUGGAAUCAUUGAUUGAAACGAAAACUCAAAUUGCCCUUUCUAAUUUAACUUGGUACAUAAAUCAAUCAUUGUCUAGCACUCUUGCAACUGUUGUCAGGUCUCAGAAGCAAGUAAAAUCUUUGCUGAAGAAACCCAAUACACUUAAGAAACCAACAGUGAAUCUUACUGCUGUCACGAUAGGCCGAAACCAAAGAAACACAGACAACAUUCUAUUUCCUGUGAUGGAGGAAGUCUGUAGUAGGUCCCCAUGCCAGAACGGGGGCACGUGUAUAAAUGGAAGAACUAGCUUUAUCUGUGCUUGCCGACAUCCUUUUACUGGUCACAACUGUACUGUCAAGAUGGCUGAAGAAAAUGCUUUAGCUCCAGAUUUUUCCAAAGGAUCGUACAGAUAUGCACCGAUGGUGGCAUUUUUUGUGUCUCAUACAUAUGGAAUGAAUACGCCUGGUCCGAUCCUAUUUAAUAAUUUGGAUGUCAAUUAUGGAGCUUCAUAUACUCCAAGAACUGGAAAAUUCAGAAUUCCAUAUCUAGGGGUGUAUGUUUUUAAGUACACCAUUGAGUCAUUUAGUGCCCAUAUCUCUGGAUUUUUAGUGGUUGAUGGAAGAGACAAGCUUGCAUUUGAAUCUGAAAAUAUUAACAGUGAAAUACGCUGUGAUAGGGUUUUGACUGGAGAUGCCUUACUAGAAUUAAAUUAUGGGCAGGAAGUGUGGCUGAGACUUGUAAAAGGAACGAUUCCAGCCAAAUUUCCCCCUGCUACUACAUUUAGUGGUUACUUGUUAUACCGUACAUAAAUUACUAUGAAAGACAGACUAUCACCUUUCCUGAGAAGCAGCCAGUAUUUUUAUCUAUCUUUGCAUGCACAUCUGCUCUGUUUUUUAGUUUUUCUAUAUAAAAUUAAAAUCAACUUUAAAAAAAAUCUGAAUAAGGCUGUUUGUUUCAUAAAAUUAUUUAGAUAUUUUUUGGAUAAUCUAUAUAUGAAGUUCUUGCUCCUAAAGAGAUUUAGUGACACAGAAAACAAAGUACAUGUGUUAGCAUAACUAUUUUUGUUGUCUCAUGUUAAGUCAUUUCAGUGUAAAGUUAAUAGUAUAAAGUGGCAAUCACUCAAUAUUGUCUGUCACCAUAAUCUUUCCAUUAAAACAUUAACUUGUGUUAUUUCUUGCAUAUAUAACUAUAUAACAUAUGUUUCCUAAAUUCACAAAUUCAAAUAAAUUACUCAAAGAC